This is a messenger RNA of Danio rerio (zebrafish), 662 nucleotides long. It is a transcript of the gene sdhaf4, whose product is annotated as succinate dehydrogenase complex assembly factor 4. The record is from RefSeq and is marked provisional. Lineage: Eukaryota; Metazoa; Chordata; Actinopteri; Cypriniformes; Danionidae.
CUUCUGCGACAAGCGGAAAGUCCACAAAAUGUCUCUUUUACGUGUGUGCUGUACUGCAGCGAGAGGUUUUGCUAGCAGGCGAGUGUUUUUAGAGUCGACUAUAAAUACUGCAGGUCUCAGGCCAGCAGGAUAUGCGUCCGGAGGGGUGACCAAAGAUAAAGAGCCUUUAAAGAAAGCCAAAACGCCACAAGGGCGCUUUGACAUGGAAGAAACUGAAUCCAAAUCAAAAGAUGUGCUUGAAAGAUUUCCAGAUGAUGUAAAUCCAGAAACUAAGGAGAAGGGUGGCCCCAGGGGCCCCGAACCUACACGAUAUGGUGACUGGGAAAGAAAAGGCCGUUGCAUUGACUUUUAGUUUCGGCCGCUUAAUGAUAUCUAAAUCUAUUUAUUUAAACAUUUUAAUUAUUUGAAUGCAAUAAAUUAUAAUGUACACAAUAUCUGUACCAGAAAUGGCAUAGCCUAUGUCUCUUCUGAUUGUAUGGGCCUACUUUGUAGUGUGAUUAAUUUUGUGUAAAGUAGUUUGAAUUACUUGAAUGAUUCUAUUUGGUUUCUAAUGGACAGUAAGAAAAUUUAAUUCUUAUCUAUUUGAAAGGAGGAAACGUGAGUGUCUUGAGUGCCUGAAAUGUUUAAGAAAUAAACUUGUUCAGACAUGUUGGUCAUUUACU